AAAAAUAGGUGAUUGGUAGACCAAACGGUCAACAAAAUUAGGAGUAAAAUACAAAUAUCUCUGUUUUUAAACCUUCAAUACUUCAUUCUUCAACUUUCUCAGAUAACUCAACUGGUAAAUUACCCUUUUCACCAAAACUAUGUACAAUGCUUUUCUAAAAAAAAAUCAGUCUCUUUUAUUUUCAGUUGACUGUAUGGAGAACCUUAAAUUCUUAGAUUACAAUUAUGUUAGUGGGAUUUGAGGAGAGGCAUGAGUGGUUUCUUUCUUGAAUUAGCCCAAGUUCUGUUUGUGGACUUACCUAAAGCACUGUUUCUUGACUUUGAAGACUUCAUUGAAGAACUCUGUUGGUAUUUGUUGGAUGCUUUUGAUUUUGUAGCCCACGAGUUUCUUGCUUUUCUUUUGGUUUUUGCAUCUUAUCUUCAACAAUUUAUUGGCUCUCUCUUUUUCCAAUUCGCUGUUUCGUAAAAGUUGUUAAGAAUUUAUUGUGUAGCUGGAUUAAGCAGUUGAACUACGAAGAUAAUAGGAGAAGUUCGAGUUGGUAGUGAUUAGUAAGGAUUCGCUUGAUGGCUUCAAUUCAAAAUACUGUUCAUUAUUGCUGUGUUUGGAGAGGUAAUCGGAGCUUGUAUGUUUAUAGCGGGGGAGAUCAUGAGAUUGAGAAAUUGGCGGUUUUGUCGUUAGAGAGUACUCCUCGGUAUCAUAAGUGGUAUUUUGAGACAAUUAGAAAGAGGACUUUCGGAUUUUUGAUUGAAGAUGGUUAUGUUUAUUUUGCGAUUGUCGAUGAGGGUCUUGGAAAUUCAGUCGUUCUUCAGUUUCUAGAGCAUGUGAGAGAUGAAUUUAAGAAGGUUGCUAAAAAGGGUUCAAGAGGAAGUUUUUCAGGAUUAAGCUCAAUCAAUGUACAAGAACAGUUUGUGCCUGUUGUGCGUCGAUUGAUAACCUCGUUGGAACAUAUGUCCGAAAGGGGCAAUGAUUGGACAACUAAAACUUCCUCAUCUGAAAAUAUUGGCCUCUCUCCAUCACCAAGUGAUGCUAAUGGACAAAUUGAAAUUAUUAGCUCUACUAAAGCUCCUCUACUGGGAAAAUCCAAUAAGCAAGACAAGAGGAAGUUGAAGGAUCACGUGAUUGUAAUGAGAGAUAUCGAGUCGGAGGAGCAUAAAAAAUCUACCGAUAGAGGAGUUAAAGUAGAUUCAAGCUCAUUGGAUUCUAAUAACCAAGGCGGAGUAGCAUCUCCAAUUUCAUUACAGAAGGAUUUGGGUUCAAUGAGGAUCAGGUCAAGCGCUCAAAACAUUCGGAAGAAGUGGUGGCGUCAAGUACGGAUUGUCCUCGCCAUUGAUGCCGGCAUUUGUUUGAUACUAUUCAUUAUUUGGAUAUCAAUUUGUGGUGGUUUCGGAUGUACCCGUUGAUUUGGAAUCUGAAGAUAGAGAUUUUAAUUUUAUUCUUUUACAUGAUUGGGUGGCUAUUGAGAGUAUAUAAGAAUCAGUUUUGUUGAGUGCAUAGAAGCAAUAUUUCAAAUUUCAAGCUUGCCAUAGUAACAGAUUCUCUAUAUAAAUGAAAUUUAAAAGUUUGAUCUUCUA
This is a messenger RNA of Mercurialis annua (annual mercury), 1571 nucleotides long. Its product is annotated as phytolongin Phyl1.1-like. Lineage: Eukaryota; Viridiplantae; Streptophyta; Magnoliopsida; Malpighiales; Euphorbiaceae. Gene Ontology annotation, cellular component: membrane. The record is from RefSeq and is a predicted model, not a curated record. Bases 564 to 1400 code for a protein of 278 amino acids. The transcript has 3 exons.